Molecule: messenger RNA, 1320 nt
Organism: Paramecium pentaurelia
Lineage: Eukaryota; Ciliophora; Oligohymenophorea; Peniculida; Parameciidae
Source: the annotation of a GenBank genome assembly
AUGAAAUAUUAAUUAAACAUUUGUCAAUAAGAAAUAGUGAUAAAUUCUUCUAACUCCAAAAAUAAAAUAAAGCUUUUAUGUGAACAUGAAGUAGAUCAAAAUGAUAAAAUAGAUGUAAAUACGUAUAAAUGUAUCAUAUAAUUAAAACAUAAAUUCCAGCAAUGCGAACAUGAAGUUGAAUAUUAUUGUUUUGAAAAGGAUAAAAUAGAUAACAAAUGUCAUUUCAUAUGUGAUAAACUACUACCAUGUGGUGAUAGAUGUAAAAAGAAAUGUUACGAAAAUUGUUUACCAUGUAUCAAUAAUUGCUAAGGAUUAAAAAAUCUGAAUUUAUGUGAACAUUUUAUAGAAAGCAGAAAUAUUGAUUAAGAAUAAUAAAAACAAUGCAAUUAGGAAGUAAAAGUUAAAUUAGAUUGUGGGCAUACAGCUAAUUUUCAAUGUUGGUAAAGAGAAGAACUAUAAAAAUCAUAUAUUUGUAAAUAAACCUGCAACAAAAAAAGAAUUUGUGGUCAUUCAUUUAAUUAAUGUAAGAACUACUGCUUUUAACAAUAAUGCUCUCCAUGUUUAUAAUAGAUAACAUUAAAGUUGGAUUGUGAUCAUGAAUAACAAAUUUAGUGUUAUUAAAAAGAUGAUUAUAUCAAUACCGUAUGUAAAGAAUGCUAGAAUAAAAAUAUAAAUAAUAAAAAAAAGAACCUUAAAAAUUAAGUUAGCAUUGAUUUAAAAUGUGGACACAAAGUUCAAACAACUUAUGAUCAGAAAGCUGCUGUUUUAUAAUCAUUUUAAUGCUUGGAAAAAUGUAUAAAACCACCAAUAUGCUAGCAUAAUUAACCGUGUGAUAAGUUUUGUUACUAAGAAUGUACUCCCUGUAUAGAAAUAAUAGUAUAGGAGUUAUCAUGUGGACAUUAAGCAAAACUUUACUGUUUUAAUGCCAAAUAAGAAUUAGAAAAUUAUAAAUGCAAACAACCAUGCAAUAAAAAAUGGCCAUGUUCUCAUUUAUAUCCUUGUUAAAAAGAAUGUGGAGAUCAUAAUUGUACUCCUUGUUAGCAAAAAGUAACCAAAUAAUUGAAAUGUGCCCACACAAUAACGAAAAUUUGCUCGGAUUUGGAAAAAUAUAAAUGCAGAGAAAAUUGCACUAAACAACAAUAAUGUGGACAUCCUUGUCUAAAAUAUUGUAGUGAAGAAUGUGACCCAUGUGAAUAUAAAAUUUCAAAAGUUUUUGCAUCUUGUGCUCAUGUAAUAGAAAUACCCUGUUUCCAAAAGGAAAGUUUUAAAACUUAAAAAUGCUAAUAAUGUAAUGAAAAAAAUAAUUGUUUUUUUCAAUGA